AUGUCUGAACCAAUUGCUUCUUAUCUCAUUGUUUCCCUUCCAGAGGCAACCGAUUCUGAAGAAUGGCUCAAGUCCAAUUUGAACGGGGGUUUAUCACCAGUUUUCAAAUUCAAGUUGGACGACUUCCAAAUUGGUACUUUGGACUCGUUGGUGCAAGAAAGUGAAGAUUUGGCUAAAUUAGACCAACAGUUGGGCGGCUCUGUAUCUAAAAUAGUCGAUAUCUUGCUGUCCGUAGACCCUGCUAGUAGCAAAUCUGGUGGUUCUUCUAACUCAGCUAAUUUGGUGCUUGGAAAACCUGCAUGUAACUAUGUUGAAAGGUUCUCUUGGAAUAGUUCAAAGUAUAGACUCGAUAGACCUAUCAAGCAACUAGUUGGUGUAAUUGCUAACGAGGCCAUUGCACUUGACAAUGACGUUAGAACUGCGUACUCCAGCUAUCAAACCGCCAAGUCCAACUACCUUGCCGCCGAUCGUAAAAAGAACGGUGAUUUAUCUAUUAAAUCGUUGCAUGAUAUCGUCAAGCCAGAACAUUUUGUGUUGAAUUCUGAGCAUUUGUCCACCGUUUUAAUUGCUGUUCCUAAGACUUUGAAUCUGGACUUCAAGAGUUCUUACGAAACUUUGACUGAAUUUGUUAUACCAAGAUCCGCCACUGUGGUUGCAACUGAUAACGAAUACACAUUGUAUGCAGUUACUUUAUUCACCAAAUACCAGCAGGAAUUCAUCAACGCUUCAAGAGAGCAUAAAUGGCACCCAAGAACAGAUUUCACUUACUCAGAGGAAGUAUUGAACGAAAUGAGAAAGGAAUUCGACUUGACCAGGGCCACAGAAUCCAAGGUACGUAACGACUUACUCAGAUUGGCCAAAACUGCAUACUCUGACAUUUUCUCUGCAUGGUUCCACAUCAAAGCUAUCAGAAUUUAUGUGGAGAGUGUCUUGAGAUACGGGUUACCACCACUGUUUGAAUGUCUGUUAAUUAAAUUUGAUAAGACCACCGGGAAGAACAUCGGCAAGGCCAAGAAAGAUUUAAUUGAGAAGUAUGGAUACUUUGGAGGGCAAGCUUUCGAUAAGAAGGGUGAUGGUAGUAACUUACACGAGUUUGCUUCAUUGGUAGAUACUGAUUAUGAGCCAUUUGUAUUAUAUGAAGUCGAAAUCAUUUGA
Dujonia railenensis is the source of this 1155-nucleotide messenger RNA. NCBI's taxonomy places the organism in Eukaryota, Fungi, Ascomycota, Pichiomycetes, Serinales, Debaryomycetaceae. The record is from the annotation of a GenBank genome assembly.